ACAAUGAUUUAUUUUAUUCUUUUUCUUACAUUUUUUAUUAAUAAAUCCUCCUCUAACAUUAAAGUUCAGAGAAAUAAAGGACCAGACACAUUCACAGGAUUGGAAUGCAAUCAAAGUAGAUAUAGUAUCGAAGAUAAACAUAAUGGAGGUUGCAAAUGUUUUGAUACCCAACAAAUCUUCAGUUCAUAUGGAAAACAUGAAACAGGGUGUUACAAAGGUGAUUCUAUUCGAAAAAAUCCCGAUAUUGAGCAUGAGUUUAUAACUGUAAACAAUGUAACAACACAGAUCAAAACCACUUUAUGUGAAUUAAACAAAAUUGAAAAACUUUUUAUUUGGGAUGUGAUUUAUAAUCUUGGUACAUGGAAUGAAUAUAAAGUAUUAGAAGAUGUUGUAAACACAAAUGCAAUAUAUAUUACUAUCAGCGAAAGAAAGAACUGGGAUGGACUACUUAUUCAUUUUUUGUAUUCUUGCAAGACAGAUAAUAAAAUGAGAAGUUGUGUAGUGAAAUUCACUGGAGAUAUAGUGUAUCCCUUUGAAAGAAAUUUCCCCCUGCAAAAGCUCGAAACAACUAAACCAACAGAAGCUGUAUCGACCACCACAACCAAGAAGAAAACAACAGAGUCUGCAACAACAAAGUCUGUAACAACAGUAAAAACAACAUCAAAAAUUAUUACGAAAAAAGCAACAUCACAAGGAGCAACAACAGUGGUAAAAGACAAAAGAAAUGAAGAUGACAAACAAAAUAUUGGAAUCAUUGUUGGGAUAAUAGUUGUUGUGAUACUAAUACUAGUUGCUUUGGUCUUCUGUUUUAUUUGGAGAAGAAAAAAAAGAAGCAGAAACAAUGGAAAAAAACAAGAUGUUAAGGAGCCACUAUAUGCGGAAUAUACUCCAAACAAGACAUCAGAACAAAAAGUAAGUUUAAAAUCUCCUUCAAAAGAUGAAGAGUCACAUUACGACACAACAUAUACACAGGCAUAUGAAAGUCAUAAUCCAGAAGCACAUUGGAAUACAUAUGAUUAUGCAGCAACUGAAGACCUAAAAGAAAAUAAUGAACAAAAGUAUAUACCUGAUGAUCCGUAUUACUACAGUACUGCAGCUGCAGUUCUAACAGAACCCACUGUUGAGUAUGCGCAAGUGGACAAAACAAAAACAAAUCAAAAACAUACAAAUGAGUACCAGGAAAAUAAUCUAAAUAACAAGAAAGAAAAAAACGAAGAGCCACAUUAUUACAGUACAACAAAACCUGCAGAAGAAGCAAGUAAAGAUAGUGUAAGCAGAAACCAACAAGACGAUCCUUAUUACUACAGUACAGCUGCAUCUGCCGAGCCAGUUGUAACAGAUGAGUAUGCACAAGUACAAAAGAACAAUAAUUAGUGGUACAAAGAACAAAAAAAGUUUUCAAAUCACAAUAAUAGUGCAGGAUAAAAUUUAUACUUCAUUGGAGUGUACAGUAUUUUUUCUUACCAAUUUUUUUAAUAAUUUGUACAAAUGUUGUAAAUAAAAAUAUGAAUUAUAAUUAAACCAGAUUGGAGCAAGAGCUUGUUCAUAUGCUAGCUCUUUGUUAUUUAGAAAAUAGUCAACUAUAAUUGUUUUAUAAU
Messenger RNA from Hydractinia symbiolongicarpus, 1598 nucleotides. RefSeq lists its product as uncharacterized. The transcript has 6 exons. Lineage: Eukaryota; Metazoa; Cnidaria; Hydrozoa; Anthoathecata; Hydractiniidae. Bases 4 to 1374 code for a protein of 456 amino acids. The record is from RefSeq and is a predicted model, not a curated record.